Molecule: messenger RNA, 600 nt
Organism: Coregonus sp. 'balchen'
Lineage: Eukaryota; Metazoa; Chordata; Actinopteri; Salmoniformes; Salmonidae
Source: the annotation of a GenBank genome assembly
CAGCCGGAGCGAGCAGCUCUGGUGUUUGUUAGUGGUGUGUGUGUGGGUCUCCUUCUCACCCUCUGCGCCCUGGUGGUCCAGAUACACUGUCGCACCGACUGUCACUACAGUAACGGACGGCGACAUCACCAUCAGCAUAGAAACAAGACUCAUCACCAUCACCAUAGGGACCAUCACUGUCACCACCAUCACCAACCUGGCAACCCUAAUACAGGCAACCCUGGUGUAACCACAGAGACGAGCGAAGACAGCGACUCAGAGGACUGGGACGACAGGAACUCUGACCUCACGGCUCGACGACGAAGGCGCUUUGAGAGAACGCUGCUGCAAACCAGCGUUUUCACCUCCGCAGAAGGUAACACACACACUGCGUUGGAAACAUUUGAAGUACUUUGUUGUUUUUUGUGGUUAAGUGUACAGUUUAUUAUUAAAAUGUUCUGGAAGCAGUUGAAAUAAAGUUGGUUUUGUUGUGUUUUGUUUUGGCCUGUAGAGUUGGAGCGAGCUCAGAGGGUUGAGGAGAGAGAGAGGAUCAUGCGAGAGAUCUGGAUGAACGGACAGCCUGAUGUCAACACUGUCACACGCAGCCUCAACAGAUACUAC